This is a messenger RNA of Mirounga angustirostris (Northern elephant seal), 13374 nucleotides long. RefSeq names its product calsyntenin 2 (gene CLSTN2). Gene Ontology annotation, cellular component: postsynaptic membrane; cell surface. Gene Ontology annotation, biological process: homophilic cell-cell adhesion; positive regulation of synapse assembly; positive regulation of synaptic transmission. Bases 203 to 3073 code for a protein of 956 amino acids. The transcript has 17 exons. NCBI's taxonomy places the organism in Eukaryota, Metazoa, Chordata, Mammalia, Carnivora, Phocidae. Gene Ontology annotation, molecular function: kinesin binding; amyloid-beta binding; calcium ion binding. The record is from RefSeq and is a predicted model, not a curated record.
UCCGGGUCCGCGCCAGUGAGCGCGGCUGCUGGCGGCGAGCGAGCGAGCGAGCGGCGCGGCGGCGGGCAGCGGAGGCCGAGCGCGGCGGCAUCCGAAGCGCACCCAGCAGGCAAAGCGAGGCAGCCGCGGCCCGGCGGGCACCCGCAGGCGAGAGCCGGCGCGGGCAGCAGGCGGCGGCGGCAGCUGGUUGGCGGCGGCGAGGAUGCUGACCGGGAGGCUGUGCUGGGUGCCGCUCCUGCUGGCGCUGGGCAUGGGGAGCGGCAGCGGCGGCGGCGGCGGCGGGGGCAGCCGGCGGCGCCGCCUCCUCGCGGCUAAAGUCAACAAGCACAAACCAUGGAUCGAGACUUCAUAUCACGGAGUCAUAACUGAGAACAAUGACACAGUCAUUUUGGACCCACCACUUGUAGCCCUGGAUAAAGAUGCACCAGUUCCUUUUGCAGGGGAAAUUUGUGCCUUCAGAAUCCACGGCCAGGAGCUGCCCUUCGAGGCCGUGGUGCUCAACAAGACGUCAGGAGAGGGCCGGCUGCGUGCCAAGAGCCCCAUCGACUGCGAGCUGCAGAAAGAGUACACAUUUAUCAUCCAGGCCUAUGACUGUGGCGCGGGGCCCCGGGAGACGGCCUGGAAGAAGUCACACAAGGCCGUGGUCCACAUCCAGGUGAAGGACGUCAAUGAGUUUGCUCCCACCUUCAAAGAGCCAGCCUACAGGGCGGUCGUGACAGAGGGGAAGAUCUACGACAGCAUCCUGCAGGUGGAGGCCGUCGACGAGGACUGCUCCCCCCAGUACAGCCAGAUUUGCAAUUAUGAAAUCGUCACAACUGACGUGCCCUUUGCCAUUGACAGAAAUGGCAACAUUAGAAAUACCGAGAAGCUGAGCUAUGACAAGCAACGCCAGUAUGAGAUCCUGGUGACCGCCUAUGACUGUGGACAGAAGCCCGCCGCUCAGGACACGCUGGUGCAGGUGGAUGUGAAGCCAGUUUGCAAGCCUGGCUGGCAAGACUGGACCAAGAGGAUUGAGUAUCAGCCUGGCUCAGGGAGUGUGCCGCUUUUCCCCAGCAUCCACCUGGAGACGUGCGACGGGGCCGUGUCCUCCAUCCAAAUCACCACGGAGCUGCAAACCAAUUACAUCGGGAAGGGCUGCGACCGGGAGACCUACUCUGAGAGAUCCCUUCAGAAAUUAUGCGGAGCCUCCUCUGGUAUCAUCGACCUCUUGCCAUCCCCCAGCGCUGCCACCAACUGGACAGCAGGGCUCCUGGUGGAUAGCAGCGAGAUGAUCUUCAAGUUUGAUGGCAGACAAGGGGCCAAGAUCCCCGAUGGGAUUGUGCCCAAGAACCUGACAGACCAGUUCACCAUCACCAUGUGGAUGAAACACGGCCCCAGCCCUGGCGUGAGAGCCGAGAAGGAAACCAUCCUCUGCAACUCAGAUAAGACUGAAAUGAACCGGCAUCACUACGCCCUGUACGUGCACAACUGCCGCCUCGUCUUUCUCUUGCGCAAGGACUUCGACCAGGCCGACACCUUCCGCCCCGCGGAGUUCCACUGGAAGCUGGACCAGAUAUGUGACAAAGAAUGGCAUUACUACGUCAUCAAUGUGGAGUUUCCUGUAGUUAUCUUAUACAUGGAUGGAGCAACAUAUGAACCCUAUCUGGUGACCAACGACUGGCCCAUUCAUCCAUCUCACAUAGCCAUGCAACUUACGGUCGGUGCUUGUUGGCAAGGAGGAGAAGUCACCAAACCACGCUUUGCUCAAUUCUUCCACGGCAGCCUGGCCAGUCUCACUAUCCGUCCUGGCAAAAUGGAGAGUCAGAAGGUGAUCUCCUGCCUGCAGGCCUGCAAGGAAGGACUGGAUAUUAAUUCCCUGGAAAGCCUCGGCCAAGGAAUAAAGUACCACUUCAACCCCUCGCAGUCCGUCCUGGUGAUGGAAGGUGACGACAUUGGGAACAUCAAUCGUGCCCUCCAGAAGGUGUCCUACAUCAACUCCAGGCAGUUCCCGACGGCGGGUGUGCGGCACCUGAGAGUCUCUUCCAAGGUCCAGUGCUUCGGAGAAGAUGUGUGCAUCAGUGUCCCCGACGUGGAUGCCUAUGUGAUGGUGCUGCAGGCCAUCGAGCCCCAGAUCAGCCUCCGGGGUACGGACCGCCUCUGGAGACCCACCACCCAGUUUGAAAGUGCCCGAGGGGUGACCCUCUUCCCAGACCUCAAGAUCGUGAGCAGCUUCGCCAAAGCCGAGGCCCCGGGUGACCUGAGGACAACAGCCCCCAAAUCAGCAGUCUUAGAAGAAAUGCUUCACAACUUAGAUUUCUGUGACAUUUUGGUGAUUGGAGGGGACCUGGACCCAAGACAGGAAUGCUUGGAGCUCAACCACAGUGAGCUCCAUCAGCGACACCUGGAUGCCACCAAUUCCACAGCAGGCUACUCUAUCUAUGGUGUGGGCUCCAUGAGUCGCUAUGAGCAGGUGCUGCAUCACAUCCGCUACCGCAACUGGCAUCCAGGUUCCCUCGAGACCCGGAGGUUCAGAAUCAAGUGCUCAGAACUCAAUGGACGUUAUACCAGCAAUGAGUUCAACCUGGAGGUCAGCGUCCUCCAUGAGGCCAGAGUCUCAGACAAGGAGCAUGUCAACCACCUUAUUGUGCAGCCUCCCUUCCUGCAGUCUGUCCACCACCCUGAGUCCCAGGGUAGCAUCCAGCACAGUUCAGUGGUCCCAAGCAUCGCCACAGUGGUCAUCAUCAUCUCCGUGUGCAUGCUGGUAUUUGUCGUGGCCAUGGGCAUGUACCGGAUCCGGAUAGCCCACCAGCACUUCACCCAGGAGACAGAGGCUGCCAAGGAGGCUGAGAUGGAUUGGGACGACUCUGCGCUCACUAUCACAGUCAACCCCAUGGAGAAACAUGAAGAACCAGGGUGUGGAGAAGAGGAAACUGAUGAGGAGGAAGAAGUAGAGGAAGACGUGAGCUCCAGCAGCAGUGAGUCAGAGGACAGCGAAGAGGAAGAGGAGGAGGAAGGGAUGGGCAAGGGCAGACACGGGCAGAGCGGAGCCAGGCACACCCAGCUGGAGUGGGACGACUCGGCCCUGCCCUACUAGCAGCCCGCUGCCUGCGCUCACUCACGUGUCCCUUUUGUAAGCCCCACCCGAUGUACACCCGAGUCUAUCACAUGUCGCCUCUGAUUCCUAUGACAGGUCUGGGCAGGCCUCCUCCAGCCUCCUGGAAGCCACCCUUUAUGCCUUGGGCACUCCCUGUGUCCCAGCCCUGGGGAGGGUCCAAGACUCCCAGGGUCGUCAUUAGUGGGGACUUCCAGGGGGACUUUGUCCUAUAGCCCCCCCACGUCUGCCUUGGGCUCACCCAGCAUCCUGUCAGCCAGUCUGCAGAGUUCUGCCUGUGCAGGGGAGAAAGUCAGCCUUUAUGUCACUCACCUUCCCCGGACUCCCUGUGCCCAGGGCCCUUGGGUUCCAGCUCACUGGGCGUGUACCUGCCCCCGUCUCCUCUUCCACACAGACCAGCAGAUUCUCCUUCCCUGACUCUUCAGGUGGCUUCACAUGGGCAAGGUGGUCAGACUUCACACACAAGAGAUCUCCAUUCUUAAAGGAAAGUCCUUGUUGAGGCAGAAUUAAUGUAUAGGGAAAGGUUCACACACACGCAUGCACACGCACUCAUACACUCUCCCCAGUUUGGAGAGCCUUUCCCUUUGUCCUUUCUGACGCCACACAAGCUUAGAUGAAAAGUCCAAAACCAAGAGGUCCUUGGCCACAGCAGAGUCUGGUCCCCAGCCAAAGCUGUCAGCCUGCCUUGGCUGCCACCACACAGCACAGGAACCAGGAAGCACUCCACAGAGGCACCGCCCCAGGCAACAGCGUGACAAGCCUGCAGCCAGGGACCAGAAGGAAGGGCGGAUAGGAUGAGCAGCUGGGCACCACGGCGGGCACAGAUCUGGGGGAUGGGGGUGGUGGGGUCUCCCCAGCCAGAGGCUGACAAGGCUUUCAGCAUCUAGUCUUAGGGUACCUCAUCACCGGUUUCACACUGUUUUACCUCUUGAGAAAAUGCAUCCCUCUCAGAUGUGUUAGGACUAUCAUGAACUGUGCCGAAUCUAAAAUGAAAGUUUGAAGAUUCGAAUGCUAGGAAUUAGGAGCAUAUCUGUGAUAGGAACAGCUGCUGCUUUAUUCUCAUAAAAGGAGCAACGCUUUGGGUGGAGGGCAAAUAUAUCUGAAAACCUAAUUUCUUCUUGUUUUAAUAAGAAAAUCUUUUCCAACUCCAUCCUAACAUGCACACCUCAUAAGAACUGUUGCUAUGGUAACUUGUCUGUGCUCUUUUGUGACCAAGAGAAUAGCAGGCAAAAACAGGGCCAUUCUAGGACUUCCACAAGGCUCUGAGACCAUCUUUGUUUUGAAUGUCUCUGGCUUUGUCCUCUGUCUGUACAAUCUGUCCCCGCCCUCCCCCAGCCCGUACUGGCACAGGCACAGAGCUGGCCCCUAGUCACAGUGGCAUUCAGGUUCAAAAGAAAGUUGAGAAUCUAUUCAUUCUACUCACCAUGUCACCAAAACAGAGCUUAAGGGGGUCCACCAUCAAUGUCCUCUAGUUUGACCUCCAUCCAUGAGCAGUCCCUGCAACCUUCUGAUUCAAGCAAACUACCUGAUGCAGCUUUUCCCACCACUGAUAGUGGUUUUUGCAUAUGUUUCCCUCCUUUGAGCCUCACCAUAGUUCGGUCAGAGAGUUGGGACAUCUAUUGUCAGGCAUAUUUUGAGUAAACUGAGGUUCAGAGCUUCAGCACCUUGCUCAGAGUCAUUUAGAGCUAGAGACAAGACCAGACUCCCCACCUUCUACUCUUGGUCCAGUGCCCACCCACCCCACUUCUACUUAUAUUCAUAUUUAUACAGCUCACGGGCAUUUCUGAGGACCUACUAUGUGCUAAGCACUCAACCAGCAGCCCUACAAAAUGCUAAAGCUGAGGAAGAGGAGUGCUUCCCCUCCGAGGAUAUAAUCGUUGCAGAGGGGGACCCAACAGGCAUAGAAAUUAUAUGAAACAGACCCAGAGCUGGGAGAGAAGUCACAGGAGGAAGAGGCACACAAUCAAACUGAAUCAGUGCCCUAAUUUUUCCCUUAGGGAAAAAUGCAGGCAGAAGUUCGGGAUUUUAUAUUCAUUGAAUGGAAACAGUCACUUCUGUGAAUUCUCCCAACCAAAAUGCCCUUUUCGUAUCAGGCUGUGUCUGCACAUCUACAAGGAGAAAAUCUCUAACACUGCUUAGUCCCACCACUCCCUUGGUUAAAUAAAAAAAGAUUCUCCAGUUGGGCACUUAGGAGCUAACAAUUCUCCCAAAAUUAUGGCAGUAAAACCAAAUUUAUGGUUCAAAACCCAUUUUUUUUUGUUAUUCGUAAGAAAUUUAUUUUUUAAUGUUUCAAGUUUUUAAAUUCUAGUAAAUUAACAUAUAGUGUAAUAUUAGUUUCAGGAGAAUUCAGUGAUUCAUCACUUACAUAUGACACCCAGUGUUCAUCACAACCAGUUCUUUUUCAACUGAAUUUCCAUUUAAAAUUAUAGGUCUGGUUUUCAUGAGAGCACCUUGCAAGAGUCCUUUUGGUUUGGUUGGGGUGGGAAGGGGUUCCUCAUGCCCUCUGGCUAUCUCCAAUGGCUGCAUCACUUAUUCAUGGUUGAGUGGCCUAUUUGGAGCAUAAUUUGGGGAGGGUAUUGGGGGAUCAGAUAAAAGUGGCACUUGGCUAAGGACACAGGGUUGAAUCAUUUGUGACUAGAUUGAUGUAGAGAAAUAAUGGAAACAAGUCAGGACCCUCUCCAUCAACUCCUGUUGUGCGAAGUCAGACUGCAUGUCAGCUCCACAAACGAAGCAUAAUAAUACUGCUGGGUCAAUGGGCAUUUAUCAUGUUCCCAACACCCUACUCAACAAGAAGGAGUGGUUAUAUAAAAGUAGAAGCUUCAGGGACUAUUCAGGUGAGUGGCGAGUAAUGUAAGUUACCCUCCACCAGAUAUUCUAAUGUGUGAAAAAGGUCAUUAAUCAGCCCAGCAUUUUCCAGGUUCCAUAUGCUGGUAUCUGGGAACCAGAACUCCCAGAUGGCCCAGACACCGUGUGGCCUCUCAUCCAGACAUCAGAAGCAGCAGAUGCAGGCUCAUACCCCAGAGGAACAGCUGACCAGGUUGGCCAAAGGCCAGACCAUUGCUUAUCUUGCCAAGAAGAUGACCAGAUUCUGCUCUCUGGAGCUGGAAAAUAGAUAGGCUGAAACCUCUCAAGUGAUUCGGGUGACAGGGAGGAAGAGGAAGACAAGGUUGAAAUGGAAAAGGCCAGUAUAGAAUGAGCUGCCCAAUGGAGUAAAGCAAUCAACUAGUUGGUCACCUGUCUUAAAGAAUACCAAAAGUAUAUUCUAGUAGGUUAAUCAAAUGCUUUAAAUCUGACCAAGGCCCAAACUUAUGUAGAUAACAAAAAUGUAAUUUGAGCGGGAUCUUAUUUCAUUACCACUUUCUUGAAUGUUCUCAAUCAUCCUAUCAAGCAGGGUUUAGACCACACAUCUCUGCAGGUAGCAAGAGCUGUACCUUGUGGACGCAGACCCUCUAGGGAGAGGGCUCCUGGUGGGAAGCAAUGUCCUCCAGGCCUGUACAUACAGCAGAUGUCAGCAAAUUUUAUCUAUAAAGAGCCAGACAGUAAAUAUUUGGGGCUUUGCAGGCCAUAUGGUCUCUAUUGCAAGUAUUCAAAUCUGCCACUGUAGCAUGAAACAAACCACAGACAAUACAUAAAUGAAUGGAUACGGCUAAUGUUCCAAAAAAAAUUAUUUAUGAAUACUAAAAAAGCAAAUUGAAUUCAUAUAUUUUCAUAUGUCAUGAAAUUUUAUUACUUUUUGAUUUUUACUUUUUGACCAUUUAAAAAAUUAAAAAACUCUUCUGAGCCCAUGGGCCAUACAAAAUCCAGCAGCCUGCCAGAUUUGGCCUAUAGGUCAUAGUAUAAACACCUCUACCAUACGUUCAAGGAAAGCAGCCUUCCCAUUUACCAAGGGAAAGUAGAUUGCUAUCUUAGACCCUUCCUUCAACUACCCAGGGGUCUUUGCCUCCAAAAUGAACAACAACUCCAUAGUCCUUAGUUAGGCUCUUUUAAAUGUCCAUGUCCCAGCAAGAAAAUGACAACAAAAAACACCUGGUUCUGGUCAAAUUGACUUGGACACAGGCAAGCAGUCAUGCAGAAUGCCAAGCCCUGGCUAUAGGAACUGUAACCACUGAGCGCCAACCGGCUUGAGCUCAGGGGCAACUCCCAGACCCAGAGCCUUCCCAGCACAACUCAGCCCAUAAUGAUUUCUAAGCGGGGGUGUUCAUUAUCUGACUGAUUUCCAUUUCAGCCCCGUUCAUGCCAUUGCUCUAAAAAUGAUCCUGAAGACUUCUGACUGUUUAAAUCAAUAGCAACAUAAUCAGUAGAAAGCCCUACCCAGCACAUUUCAAAAUUAGCAGUCUUUAUGGCUCUAUGAUUCAAUAUUAGCAAGAGGAAAAGAGGACUUUUUCUUAACCAUCCUCUCAUUGAAAUUAACCAAAUCAGUUUUACAAAAAAAGUGAGGGAGUGAGUUUAAUUCUUUGAAAGAAUUUACAAGUGAAAAGUAGAUGAUUUUCAGGUAAGAUCAUUCUCAGGCCUUUGGGGGAUCCUCCAAGCCCCUGCAAAAUACUCUGGAGGGCUACGGAUGGUACAGGAUCCUCUAUCUGCAUCAGACUUUUAUCAAGGCUGACAAGCCAAAGCCCUUGGCACAAUUUUUAUAUAAUCACUUUCUGCUGCCCAGCUGUAGGCAAAGGAAAUGAACAGUGAAAGUCUUGAAGUCUACUCCAGUACCUUCAUUUCCCUGCCUUUAUUUUAUUUUAUAUAUUUAUUCUGUACCUACUUGAUAGAUCUUGUUCUAGUUUUCUUUAUGAUGCCAACUACAAAGGAGAGUUGGCUUUACAAGGGCUAUAGAUUAGAAGUCAAACUUGACUCUACCCCAAGACAACACAAAGAGACACAAGAAGUACCUCCACCAGCACCCCAGAAAGCAAUCAAACAUUCCCUGGAUGCCAUUAGUGAACAGAUGGGAUUCUGUGUUUGUAGCUACGUUCAAUGUAAUUCAGCAAAUCCUUGCUGAGUGCCCAUGGUGUGCCAGGCCCUGUGCCAGAAACGGGGGAAAGGUGGAUGACUGAGGUGUGGCCCUGCCCAGGCGGGUCUCCCGGGCUCAUGAGCUGUUGGCAUGCUUCCUUUACGGUGUUGGAGGCUGUCUGAGAGCAGUUGGGACAGGUGUAGGCAGAAGUUUAGAGUUGAGGGAGGUGGGUAACUUGCUUUGGCAAUUCUCCACCCUAAGUCAGAUGGCAGGUGUGAUUCUGGGAGCCCUCAAACACAUUGCCAAGGUCAAAAGAGGAGAGCCCUGGGGAAGCAGGCAAUGCUUCCCUAGAUGUUUCUAAUUCUGCCCCAGCCCAACCCAGGUCACUUAUGGAUGAAAGCCAGUCACCCUGCCUACAAGGUGAGUAUCACAUGGCUGAAGACUGAGAUUCAGUGAAACUAGGCCAAAGGAAGUUCUUCAGUAUGAAGAGCAGGCAGGCAGACCUGGAAAGUAAGCCAGGUACAGGGGCCUCCAUGUGCCAAGUUCCAAAGACAUGAAAAGUCUGAUGUGAGGGUGCACCCCUGAGGCCUAAAGUCAGAGCUGAGGAGAGAAGAAGGGCUCUGACUUUGUAGGACCUGCUAAGGGGCCACAGGACACUAGAGAGCAGAGGUUCUUAAGGUGCAUCCCUGGGCCAGAGCAUCACCUGGGGAUGAGUGAGAAAUGCAAAUUCUUGGGAUCCACCCAAGAGCUACUGAAUCAGAAACCAGGGUGGGGCCCGGCAGUGUGUGUUUUAAGGCUCUCUAAUCCUGAUGCACUCUAAGGUUUGGAAACCACUGAUGUAGAGAAUGAGAGUGACUUUCACUGGCCCUGGGAGGAGAGGAUUAAUAGGAUAAGAAAGUCCAUUACUAGUGUAGAAGAGAGGGGGUCAAAGCAGAGCUCCCCAUGAACCGUCCAGGGCCCUCCAGACUCUCUCUAGUCCAUACUCCCUGAAGCAGUGAUUUCAAGGAACUUUGGGCCUAGUCCCAACUUCAUUCCUCCCCUGGGGCAGGAGCCACCUCCUGCUGGUCUGGCCCCUUUCAUCCUAGAGACAAACACAGUCCAGGGGAGGCUGUAGUGAGGCUACCCAUCCCUAGGGAGGCUGCCUUCCAGAUUCCCAUUGAUGAGCAGCCUCCUGAAGGGCCAUAUUUUAGGGGAAAUGAUUAAACUGUAGCAGUGUCCCUACAUCAGCAGGAGAACUGGUCCCCACACAGCAUGUAUGCUGUGGAGCCAUCAGGGCCUACAGACAGUGGAGUGGGGCCAUCUAAGGGCUGGAAGGGAACACAGACACAUGGCCUUGGAGAGCUCAUGCCUGCUGUUCAGUUCCUAAGAAUCCAGUUCCCUCUUGAUUAGAGGCAUAUUCCUGGUCCUAUCUGCCCCGGCCUUGCUGAGUUCUCCCCCAAAUGCCCUAAAGGAUACCUCCAUUUCUCCAGCCCAGUUUAUGAAAAGGUCUUCUGAUUAAAUGCCCAACCAAUCCCCUGAGAACACAGUGACUAUAUCAAGAACCACCAUCUCCAACACAUUAGAUUAUGCUAAGAAGAACCAACAGAGUUUACCAGUUGUUUGUGAGAAGCAUGGGAGAGAGCAGACCCAAGAAGGGGAAGGAAAGUUUCUUCAUGUUUGUGUCACUUCAGUCCAGAAUAACUUUCUUUAUAGCCUGGCCUCUCUUUGUGAAUUCUCUGAUGUGACAUCUCUUUCCCAAGACCUUAAGACAAUUUUGUUUCCCUGAAGUUAAGUCACUUAUUGCAAAGCCCCCCAUGGGACAAAAGGACAAGGAAUGGCAUGAUAGGACAUAGGUGGAGAGCCUCAGACAGUUCUGGGAGCAGGAUGGGCUCUGUUCCCAUUGGCAAGCUUAGAUCUGUGUCCAGUCAGAAGUCUCGGCAGCUCCAAUAUAGCCAGGACACGAGGCAGAGAGAGGGAGUAGGAGGGGCAUUUACUGGGAAGACUGGGCACAGAGGAGACACCCAAGGUGUGUCACUGUGCAGGCCACACCAGCCAUUCACAUUUGUCAGAAACAGGAGAACUGUGUCCCAACAUCAACUAGUCCCUCCCAUUCUGAGCAGUGGAGAGGAACUGCUACCUCUGGACCAUGGAGGUGAUACAUCUCCAGAGUCCGGGACCCAUUCCAUGAGAACUGGCCGUUGAAUGAAAUGGAACCACAGUGCUCAAGCACCCACUGGGGACCCUGACCAGGCCCCAGAAAACAUGGCUGUGUGAGGCUGAUGGCCCCUCAGCUCCUGCUGCCUCUGCUGUCACAGGCUCCCUCGUCAAGGCAAGAGUCACUCACCUACCCCAGCGCCGUGGGUGACUAGUACAGCACCUGGCCCACAGCACGGGCUUGGUAAGUGGUGAAUUAAACAGAAUACCAGAGAUCACCUGACCUCAGCAAAUGGACAGGAUGCGAAAAAUUAAGAUGCUUCAAAAAAAAAAAGACUCCACCAUCAUUUCUCUUAAUAUAUAGGUCGGAAUCCUUCAUAAAAUCAGAGCAAGGAGGAGUGGAAGUACAUAGAGGGGCAGAAGAACAGGAAUGGGGUUGUUGGAUAGUGGCCCCUUCCUAUCUAUAACAGUAAAAGUUGCCCCUAAGCACGGAGCAGUUGGAGGGGCCUUGAUAAGCCCACUUGCUCCAUCCUCUAGGUCCUGGGCAACGUCCUGAGAGGGGGUCCUCUGCAGCCCCUUUUACCAGAUUCGCUGCAGAGGUCUGUCAAGGUGAAGCUCAACCCCCAACAGACAUAAGAAAAGAGAACAACAGACGUGAGAAGAGCCAAAACGCAGAUGGUGUAUAUUAAUCCCAGGUGAAAGAAAUGUGCUGGCUUUAACAUUUGUUCGCUUUUAUCUUGAAAUGAAAAUGCAUCUCUGCUGCCCAGACCCUUUUCUGAGCAUUUCAGAACAGAAAUGGGACACACACACUCACUCAUGGUAAGGGUUCUUUCCCCAGCAGAAAAAGCUAUCGGAGAAAGGAGCCCACAGGUUGUGUCUAUGUGCAGGAGCAGAUAACCAACCACAGGUCCCAGCUAGAGUCCAGCCCUGUGAAAAAGGGAAGGGAAAGGCCAGGAAACAGCUGUCCUUAGGAAGGGUUCGUUAGGGCCUCUGUGACAAAGGGCUCCACUUGGGCCUGUGGGUCACAGAGAGGAAUAUGAUGUGCACACCCCUGCAGACAAAAGUCCGUCCAUCCUGGGCAAUGUGGAACACACCCCCAGCUCCUCCCUCCGCUGCAAAGGAGCCGCCAAUGUGUAGGAUUCGGAAGAGGCCACGUACAUCUUCACUUGUACACUUCAAAUGGUGGAAAUAAGGCAAAUGCUUUUCGGAGAUUAGGAAGUUAGACCUGAUACCCAGGGCUGAUCACUCAAAAGGCAAAGAGAGAGAGAUUGAGGGGAAAGCAGACUCAGAGUUAGAGAGGGAACAGGCAAGGCUGGAGAAGAGUGACAGAACACGAACGUGCUCACCCAGGAAGCCAGAGCAUUGCUCUCAACUGAAAGCUCUAUCCAAGUUUCAGCAAACUAUGGGGAAGCCUGGCCCUGUGACCCAGGGGCAGUCAAAUCCAUGCCUCCAAACUCAGCCCUGUUUGAAGGUGAUUUCAUUCUUAACUAGUCAUGAUGGAUCAAUCCACCUGAUUGCUUCCAGCCUGACCUUGGUGGCUUCCAAAAAAGUUGUUGGUGCCCUGAGCUGGACAGCUUGGAAGGAAAUUGAAGAAAACCAGCUGGCGAAUAAGAAAAGAAACUGCAUGUAGAAGAUGGUUGUUUUUAAAGAAAUCUGUAGGUAUUAAGAGUCAGGUGUGUUAUGUUGUUGGCAUGGGCAUUAUAAAUGUCAAGGAGGUAAGAUUCAGAAUGACUUGGUGGGGUACUCGUUUGGAAAAUUAGUUUAUGUGUUAAAGAUAAGUUAUGAGAAACAAAUAGGCUAAGGACAGCGAUUUAUGUGUGCCAUAUACAUCUAUAUAGACAUCUAUAUAUAUAUAGACAUAAAAUACAGAAAUGAGUCAGAUAUAAAGAUGUCAAUGAUCCCAACACAUUUUCAAUUCCUUAGAAGUGCAGGUUUGGAUGUUACACUUUUUCUUAUUGUCCUCACUUACUUUUAGCUCUCAAAGCACUGGGAACAGUGCCUGGCACAUAGUAGGAGUUUGGUAAGCACUGGGAAAUGGAAGGUCCAGCUUGUCACUACAUGGUAAACACUCAGUACUCGCUAUACAUCAAAUUAAAUGAGCCAUAGGGAAGCAGGUCAGCCACAUCCCCCUCCUAGAUCAUCACAACCCAGCUAAGGAGAGGCCUUCCUGAACUGACCGAUUCAGAGCAAUGUCCAGCCAGCUGCAGGCACUGGGGCUGGCUCUUGCCAGGAUGCUGUACAUAGUGGGUAUCACUUAGGAUGCUACACAUAGUGGGUUUGUAUCACUUAGACAGGAUUCUCUGCAAAUAGUGGGUCUGUAUCACUUAGACCUUAUCUGCAUAACACCUAACAAGCUAUUUCUACAGGGAAUAGGGCUGGGGGCUCUCCUCCUAUUGCAUCUGACAUUUCCUAAACACUUGGUGCAAUGCUGUGGAGUUCUGCCAACUUCGGGCACAAUUUGAGAACUAAAUGUAAUGAUUCUGGGCUCAGCCAGUCUAAGAGGUUUAGUGAUUUCUUCUCUCAGCCCUUCCCAUCAUCCAUAUCUGGAGAUGCCACCUCAAGGGGUAGGCCAGUGUGUGCCUGACGCAUGUCAGACUUCUGAGUUCUUCCAGCUGCCUCAAACAAAUAAAUCCUUUUAGUCUAGAAAAUGUGUUUAUUUGCUAAAUAUACUAUUGUGUAUGAUGUCAAACAAUGCAAACUUUGGACUAUCUUGUUAGGAGGACUGUAUGCAUUUAUAUAAUUUAAUUUCAGGAGAGCAUGUUGUCAUCUUGCUCAGUGAAUGAGGAUGCACAAUCAAAGAUGAUCAGAAAAAAUGCCCCCUCCCCUCCCCACACCUCUCAGCCCCACCCCUCAUGGAGCCCCUGCCUAUUUUGAGCUGUCCUGUCCACUCCAGGCUGAUGCAGAGUGAAGGGCGCUGAGAAUCGCCAUGUAUAUAAAGCUAUAGGAAGAAAAUAAGAACCACCACAGGAAUCUGUUGGGCUUCUUCCCAUAACUGUGAUUUUACCCAUGUUUCAGUCACAAACUUUAAAUUUCUAACAAUUAAGAUUCUUGCAGUUUCCAAGUAAUUUGUUAAAUGCCUAUUCGACACAGACAGAUAUUUAUUUUCAGCCUUGACUUGUAAAUGCCUACAAACUGAUUCAUGCUGGUGGUCGUUACGACACUUCCUGUGAAUUGGUGAAUAAAUAUGAUUUUAGAAUUUCACAGUAAA